Molecule: messenger RNA, 3655 nt
Organism: Malurus melanocephalus (red-backed fairy wren)
Lineage: Eukaryota; Metazoa; Chordata; Aves; Passeriformes; Maluridae
Gene: TLR5
Product: toll like receptor 5
Exons: 1
Coding region: 1-2589 (862 amino acids)
Biological process (GO): inflammatory response; immune response; toll-like receptor signaling pathway
Cellular component (GO): membrane
Molecular function (GO): protein binding; transmembrane signaling receptor activity
Source: RefSeq, a predicted model, not a curated record
AUGUUCUGUGAUCAGCUCCUCCUUGUUKUUGGCCUGUCCCUCGCUGCUGGGGUGUGUGCAUCCAGAAUGUGCUACUCUGAAGCCCAAGUGUCUGUGUAUCAUUUCUGCAACCUCACGGAUAUUCCACCUGUGCCCAAGGAUACAGGGAAGCUUCUCCUGGCUUUCAACUACAUCGGACGAGUGACCGCGGCUUCGUUCCCGCUGCUGGAGCGCUUGUGGCUGCUGGAAAUCGGAGGUCAGUACRUCCAUCCCGUUACCAUAGGGAAAGGAGCCUUCAGGAACCUGCCAAACCUUCGCAUCUUGGACUUGGGGUCCAACACAGUUCUUCAUCUGGAUCUCGAUGCUUUUGUGGGCUUGUCAAGCCUGACUGUGCUCCGUCUGUAUUACAACCGCCUUGGAAAUGCCAUCCUGGAAGAAGGUUACUUUCAAGAUUUGAGGUCAUUGGAAGAAUUGGAUCUUUCAAAGAAUGCAAUCACAAAACUUCAUCCUCAUCCCCUGUUUUCUAAUCUAACAGCCUUGAAAAGAGUGAACCUGAAACUAAACCAGAUAUCCAACUUUUGUCAAACCAAUCUUACCAGCUUCCAAGGAAAACACUUUUUGUCUUUUGACCUUAGUUCUAAUUCUAUGUACAAGACAGAAGAUGUGGCCUGGGCCAAGUGUCCCAAUCCUUUCAAAAAUAUUACAUUUACCUCACUAGACCUUAGUGGCAAUGGCUGGAGCACAGAGAAAAUCCAGUACCUCUCUACAGCCAUUAAAGGCACUCAAAUCCAUUCUUUAAUACUUGGCCCUCAUACAAUGGGUUCAGGAUUUGGCUUUGAUAAUUUAAAAAACCCAGAUGAUUCUACUUUUACAGGACUAGGGAGAAGUAAUCUUAAUUCCCUUGACAUUUCAAGGGGUUUCAUUUUCUCUGUUAAUGCUUUAGUCUUUCAAAGUCUUGGUAAUCUGCAAUCACUGAACCUUUUCAGAAACAAGAUAAAUCAGAUCCAAAGGCAAGCAUUUUUUGGCCUAGGCAACUUAAAAAUUCUCAAUCUCUCAAGUAAUCUUUUGGGUGAGUUGUCCGAUUAUACUUUCGAGGGUCUACGUAGUGUAAUGUAUAUUGAUUUACAGCAAAAUCAUAUUGGGAUGAUUAUGGAUGAAUCAUUCAGGAAAUUAGUAAAUCUGAAAAUAAUUGAUCUCCGAGACAAUGCCAUUAAAAGGCUCCCUUCCUUUCCACAUCUGACCUAUGCCCUUUUAGGUGACAAUAAACUAAUGUCUGCAGUUGACAACAACAGAGCAAUAACUGCAACACACCUUGAUUUCGAAAGAAAUUGGUUGGCAAACCUAGGUGACCUGUACAUUCUUUUCCAAAUUCCAAACCUGCAGUUUCUCUUCUUAAAACAGAACCGCUUCUCCUAUUGCAAGAAAAGCACAAAUGCUAUAGAAAACAAUCAGUUAAUAUUUAUGGACCUAGGUGAAAAUAUGUUACAGCUGGUGUGGGAGAGUGGUUCAUGUUUGGAUGUCUUUGGGGCACUGUCCAAACUUCAGKUUCUGCAUCUGAAUAACAACUACCUUAGUGAUCUUCCACAGGAGAUUUUUAGAGGUCUGACAUCUCUUAAAGGUCUUAACCUGGCUUCCAACCUGUUGUCUCAUCUUUCUCCUGGGCUUUUUCCACAAAGCCUAACAAACCUAAACUUAUCCGGAAACCAGCUGCUUUCCCCUGAGCCUGAAGUUUUUAUGACUUUGAGUAUUCUGGAUAUAACACACAAUAAUUAUAUCUGUGAUUGCUCUUUGAAGAGCCUGCUGGUGUGGCUGAACAGUACCAACGUGACCCUGGCUGGCUCCCCRUCUGACAGGUACUGUGUGUACCCCCCUGCCUUUGAAGGGGUGCCCCUGUCCUACCUGACAUACGAUGACUGUGACGAAGAUGAACUCCAGCAGACACUCAGAUUCUCGUUAUUCAUCUUCUUCUCUGUCACACUUCUCCUGUUUCUGGUGGCAGGCGUCAUUUUCAGUCGCUGCCGGGGGAUUUGUUUCAUCUGGUAUAAAACCAUCACCAAAAGAGUGAUAGACAGCCAGCCACGAGUAGCAGAUAAAGGUGAAUAUAAAUAUGAUGCCUAUCUGUGCUACAGCAAAAAUGACUUUGAAUGGGUGCAGAAUUCUUUGCUAAAGCGCCUGGAUUCACAGUAUUYUGAUAAGAACAGAUUUACCUUGUGUUUUGAGGAAAGAGAUUUCUUGCCUGGGGAAGAACACAUCAACAAUAUUCGCGACGCCAUUUGGAACAGCAGGAAAACAAUUUGCAUCGUGACCAGGCAGUUUCUCAAAGAUGGGUGGUGCGUGGAAGCCUUCAAUUUCGCCCAGAGCAGGUAUUUCUGUGAUCUGAAAGAUGUCCUCAUCGUGGUGGUGGUUGGGUCCCUUUCUCAGUAUCAGCUGAUGAAACACAAGCCAAUUCGAAACUUCUUACAAAGGAGUCAGUGUUUGUGGUGGCCUGAAGAUUUUCAAGAUGUAGASUGGUUUUUAGAUAACCUUUCUUGCCAAAUUCUGAAGGAAAAAAAAGUGCAAAGGAAAACCAGCGGUAUAGAGCUGCAGACUGUAGCAACUGUGUCACACUGACAGUGUGUGAGUUCCUGGCAAAUAUCCCAUUUCCAGCUGUGCCGUGGCAGGAAUAAACAGAAGUUUGCUUCAUCUUUCCUUGAGAAGACAGGMAGAAUGGUGACUGUUUCAGAAUAAAUCCUACAGAGCACAGAGACAAAGCAAGCAGCAAAURCAUGAAAGUGCAGUUGUUUUAUGAACUAAAACAGGCAUUUUCACAAGGAUUGAAUGAAUCACAGAUGCUUCACAUUUUGGAUGCAUCUUYGGGGACUUUAGUCCUGAUUUUUGGAGUACUUCUUUCUUAAUGAUCUGUUUCAUGAGCUAGAGAAAGGAUGCUCAUGGUUUUUUAUCAAAGUGAGCCCACGGUACUGUCCCGGAGUGACCAAAUGUGCUCUCAGGUGCUGCCAAGCCUGACCAUUGUGGUUCCUGGAMAGCUCACCCCUGUGCUUGCUGCACUGGUAACUUUUCACGCUGUUUCACAGCGCAAUCAUGGUUUUGCACCUUUAUGCUUUAAAUUAGUGUAACACAGAUUUCAUUUGUUUAUUUUCUACUCAAUUAACUUCAGCUCAGCUGGAACAUAAAACUUUGGACUYCAUUCAUGCUCUUCCCAUCCACAACUUCUGGGCUUGGUGGUCAAACUACAGUGGUGGGUCCAGAGCAUUUGCUGCUGUUUCAGCUUUGGUGCUUUUUCAGCUGAGCUUCCUCCUGCCCUGCAGAGACAGGGGAACAGGUGGAUCUGAAGCAAGUCUGAGCUUGGAAAGCAAACAAGAAACUACCUCAGUAGCUGUGUAGACUGGUACCAGGUACCCAGGGCUUUGGCAUUCUGGGAGUGUUACAAGUACGUUACCUGUACUUUGUAAUUGUCCUGAGCAAUUUGGGUUGUCCUCAGCACAUCCUGUGGGCUGAACAAUUCUAAGAUGUUUUUCUGCUUCUGUUGCAGUAUUUUUCUAGAGUCAUUAAUGCCUGAUMCACUCUUACUUCUCUAAUUAUUUUACCACUGUCUGCUCAGGUGUGGUGUCUUCAAGGGGUUGUUCAGGGUAAUUUUAAUAAAAAUCUGAUUCAGUGUUUGCUGUUACAGAACCUGCAC